CCGACCGAUUUUGACGACUCCUUUGACCUCUCGCGCUGUCCCUCCCCCGCCCCGCCCCGCCCCGCCUGCGUCGCCGCGCCAAGCUCCAGGCGCCCCCGCCCCCGCCCCCUGGUUGGUGGAUUCCAUGGCCAACAGCAACCUCCCCCGCCGGAUCAUCAAGGAGACGCAGCGGCUGCUCAGCGAGCCAGCGCCGGGGAUCAGCGCCUCGCCGUCGGAGGAGAACAUGCGCUACUUCAAUGUCAUGGUCCUUGGCCCCGCGCAGUCGCCCUACGAAGGUGGAGUCUUCAAGCUUGAACUUUUCUUACCCGAGGAAUAUCCGAUGGCUGCUCCUAAAGUUAGGUUUCUCACAAAAAUAUACCAUCCCAACAUUGACAAGCUUGGUAGAAUAUGCCUCGACAUCCUAAAGGACAAGUGGAGUCCAGCUCUUCAGAUACGCACUGUUCUUCUUAGCAUUCAGGCACUGCUGAGCGCCCCAAACCCAGAUGAUCCUCUCUCAGAAAACGUCGCAAAACACUGGAAAUCCAAUGAAGCUGAAGCUGUUGAGACAGCGAAGGAAUGGACUCGUAUGUAUGCCAGUGGCGCAUGACAAGCUAACGCUGUUAUGGAUGUAAUAACACCGUGUCAUAGUUGGGCCUAAUCGAAAACCAUUUGCUUGAUAAAAACACACUUGAAAUGAUUUGCGAUGGACGAAUGUAUCCAGAGCGGCAUCAUUUCUAGUUGGUGGUUGUAUUUGUGGUGCGUGUUCUGGCACGCUUCAUAACUUGCUGCUUAUAGAACACGCUCUGUUUCUCGUUCA
Molecule: messenger RNA, 796 nt
Organism: Triticum urartu
Lineage: Eukaryota; Viridiplantae; Streptophyta; Magnoliopsida; Poales; Poaceae
Product: ubiquitin-conjugating enzyme E2 36
Source: RefSeq, a predicted model, not a curated record